AUGCCAGGCGACGAAUACCAUGAACCGGAAACGCCGGCCACCCAGCGGCUAACGAACGAUGAUUUCCGUAAGUUGCUUAUGACCCCAAGGGUUCCUGGAGGUUCAUCCCAUGCUGUCGGAUCGGUUCGAGAUGCUAUGGCCAAAUCAUCUGCUACGGCUUCCACUUCAUCUGCGAAGAAGCCUCCGGCAUCCGAGAGGCAUGAAGCCCGACGGAAGAAGAAGAAUUUUUACGCCCAGUUGAAGAAGCAAGAGGACAAUAUGCUUGCCGAGUUGGCUGAGAAGUACAGAGAUCGUGCCCGGGAAAGACGUGAUGGGGCCAAUCCCGAUUAUCAAAACCUAGAUCCUACAAGCUCGACCAGUGGUUAUCGUGCUGUGGCUCCCGAUGCCAAGUCUGGUUUGGACGCAGCCGAACGACGUCGACAGCAGAUUCAGGAAUCUAAAUUCUUGGGUGGUGACAUGGAACAUACUCACUUGGUCAAGGGUCUCGAUUAUGCUCUGCUGCAGAAGGUUCGUAGCGAGAUUGUGGCCAAAGAGCAAGAACAAGAAGAAGAGAUGGAAAAGCUAGCCGAUGUACCGGCUGAGGUGCCACAAAAGCCCCAGGCACAGGUCGUCGAAAAGCCAGACGAAAUUGAGUUCCGGACUGCCAUGGGCAAAAACAUUCAUCGUAUCAUGGAAAUUCAGCGGUAA
Messenger RNA from Uranotaenia lowii, 687 nucleotides. RefSeq names its product protein Red-like. NCBI's taxonomy places the organism in Eukaryota, Metazoa, Arthropoda, Insecta, Diptera, Culicidae. Bases 1 to 687 code for a protein of 228 amino acids. The record is from RefSeq and is a predicted model, not a curated record. Gene Ontology annotation, biological process: mRNA splicing, via spliceosome. The transcript has a single exon. Gene Ontology annotation, cellular component: nucleus.